CUAAUAUAUAAAUAUAAAAGUAUAUAUGUAUAUAUAUUUGUUUUAUUCAGCUUGAAAGUUGACCUCGAAUGUCCCACUCUUAUUUGCAGUGUUUAGUCCUAGUAAGUCAAUCCUGUUAAGCAGCACCUUCUUAGUACCAGCUUCGUUGGUUCUCCUUUUUGUUCCUUUUGGAAGUAAGGAAUGAGUGAAAUUGGAACAUUUAUUACUUUUAAUUCGCAUUAAGACAAUCUUGAGACGCGUGAUACAAGCUCCAUUCACCAAGAACUUUUCGCAUUGGUCACCUUUUCUUCAAGUCGUUUGUUAUGCACAUGAUAUUUAUUUAAUAGAAAAAACUCGUGAUAUAUAGUUAGAGAUAUGCAGGAACAAAACCCCUCCGAUCCUUCCGACUGGAAUUUUACAAAACUGCCACGUCUAAAAGGACUGGAUUCCUCGAUGAGAUGCCUUAUCUGCCAUGACUUUUUCAAAGGACCGGUUAUAACAUCUUGCUCUCAUACGUUUUGCUCUUACUGUAUUCGGGACUAUUUAAGGGAGCAUCCAAUAUGUCCCGCCUGUCGUGCUCCAGAACAGGAAAGCCGCCUGCGAAAAAAUAAGGUGGUUGAAGACAUUUUAGAUGCAUUUCAUUCUACGCGUUUAGAUUUAAUUCAGGUUUUACGAAAAGAUGACAGUUCCGAAGCUAAUUUAAACGACGAUUCACGUGCGCUUUCAGUCCCGGAUUCUCAGUCUAGCACUGAGGAAUGGGAAGAGAGUGAAAACUCUCAUCCUUCUAGUUACACAAACAGAAAAAAAAGAAAAUUACGAAACCUGGUUGUUUGCCCUGUUUGUGCUAGAGAGGUAUCUCAGUCCGAAAUAAAUCAGCAUUUAGAUACAUGUCUAGCAAGUCCUGGUCAAUCCUCUACCGAAAAUAGAUUUUCUUCACAAGAAAUAGAUGAAAAGAAAUCCGAAUCCAAAUCUGUUAAUAACUUGGCAGUGACAAAUAAAGAAUUGCCCGAAUCAGAACGUGUCCGAAUUCCCAAGCUUACCUAUGCUUUAUUGUCUGAAUCUAAAAUUCGCUCCAAAUUAGUAGAGAUGGGCCUUCCUACUGAAGGUAAUAAACAAGUCUUACAAAGGAGACAUGCUCAAUGGGUCACUAUGUAUAACUCUAAUUUGGAUCAAAAACAUCCGGUUUCAAAGAAGGCACUUUUAGCUCAGCUUCGCAAAUGGGAGAAAACACAGAGUAAUGCAAAUGUAAUUACGAAGGAAAAGCUUGGAGGGACUGAAUGGGGGUCUACAUAUGCGGGUGAUUUCGCAAAUCUUGUACAAAAAGCCAAAAAUUCAAUCAAAAAAUCUGAUGCUCCUUCACCAGAUGAGCAAACUUCUUCUACAGCAGUUGAUGAGUCUUCAGUUUAAGGUCUUAUUAUUCGACUCGGGAUUAAACUCGCUCCUUCAAAAAUUCUUUAGCAUCCGCAUUAUUUAGGGUUAUGGUCAAAUCUUCCGUGGAACAUAUGUUAAUUUGUUUUAUGCUUACGCACUUU
Messenger RNA from Schizosaccharomyces octosporus yFS286, 1511 nucleotides. RefSeq names its product Rad18 Rhp18. Gene Ontology annotation, biological process: protein monoubiquitination; DNA damage tolerance. The record is from RefSeq and is a predicted model, not a curated record. Gene Ontology annotation, cellular component: nucleus; Rad6-Rad18 complex. Gene Ontology annotation, molecular function: ubiquitin protein ligase activity; single-stranded DNA binding. The coding region runs from base 355 to 1386 and encodes 343 amino acids. The transcript has a single exon. Lineage: Eukaryota; Fungi; Ascomycota; Schizosaccharomycetes; Schizosaccharomycetales; Schizosaccharomycetaceae.